AUGUACACUCUCGCUCUACAAAUUGGGCUUUGGAGCGGUGACAAACGGCGCGUCGAAAUUGCCGAGAGCUGUUUCCAACCUAUUGUGACGGUGAGAUCAAGGAUCUCAAUUCCAAGUGUGAGUGAUGUUGGCCUAAUUACAGAGCAGAUGCUACGGCGAGCCUCACGCUUCAAACACGAAGUUUAUCCCAUUGUCGCUCCCUCUGCGACUGAUGAUCAACCAACCGUUAACCGCAAAUGGCGUGCAUGGGUGGACCACGAAUCCUUCAAAAGGCUCGCUCACUACGUGUUCAUUCACGAUGCCCAAACAUCUUCGUUGCGAUCUACAACUCCACUCAUAUCUCACAUAGAAUUUGAUCUUCCUCUCCCCUUCUCGCGCAAACUUUGGGACGCAAAGACCGCCGCUGAGUGGAAAGCCAUAUACAUUGAAGAGAUUCCUCAAAGUCCAUCUAUUUCAGUAUCCCUGUCCACCAUCUUGCAGAAUAUGACAACUUUUAGCAGCAUCCCUCGCCACGCUGACUUCCAACUAGCCGCUAUGAUAACUAUUUAUGGUAUAUCAAAUAUGAUAUCUGACUGCAACCGGAUCCUUCGAGGCUCAGCCCGUCAAUGGAGCACCGCGGUCGCAAAUUUAUGGCAGCAAGAGCUGGUCCAACUUCUGGAACAGUUUCAAUUCUUUGCAGUCGAGCCCCUCAAAGAUUCACUACCAGCCUUGUCUCUUAUUUACCAAACAGUCUCACUUUCCUUAUAUUUGCCGCUUGGUGUUCUCGAAACCUUUUCGGGCAAGGAUGGCGAAGAACGAUCGUCUGCCAUCUACCAGUCAUUAAUCCAACAUAUAAGCCCAACCAUUCUGCGAAAGGCGAGCUGGCAUGCCGGUCAGGUUCUACGUAUUGCAAGAUCCAUGCCCCCAGGAUCAGUUGUGGCUUCUCGGGCUGCUUGCGUGUACUUCAGUGGGCUGGCCAUGUGGUCACUUGCGACGGUGUUCUCGCUAAAGGGAAUGGCUCUAGUGACUGAAAAUCACAGCACCGACGAAGUCUUCUUUUUGGACGGCAAGGAUGACGGCGAUGUACUACGCCGAUUCACUGCUCUCGGUCAGAGAAGCCCUGUUCUUUCAUCCGUCGACCAGUAUGUACACUUACAGGAUCGAGGGGCAGUCAUGCGUCUCUUCCAGAAAUUAUUCAGUUCAGAGCAAGGUUUAUAUGGAAUUGACCAGCAAGGGAGGGCUCUCAGUCAUGCCUUUGCCAUCCUGGGACGAAACGGCGAUGCAGGGGCGGAAUAUGAGGAUAUCCAAUAUUAG
This is a messenger RNA of Penicillium cataractarum, 1293 nucleotides long. RefSeq names its product C6 and C2H2 transcription factor RegA-like. Bases 1 to 1293 code for a protein of 430 amino acids. Lineage: Eukaryota; Fungi; Ascomycota; Eurotiomycetes; Eurotiales; Aspergillaceae. Gene Ontology annotation, biological process: DNA-templated transcription. The record is from RefSeq and is a predicted model, not a curated record. Gene Ontology annotation, molecular function: DNA binding; zinc ion binding. The transcript has 2 exons.